AUGAGUAAUCCUUACUCUUCUCCUCUGGAGAUUCCUCCCCUUUCCGAUUUCCCAUUGAAGCCGGAGGAUCUCGAGCAUCCACCGCCGCCAUUGCCUCUUUACGACUUUACACGUCUUCCCAAUCCACCCGAUGACUGGUCACAUUUCAAUGUCAAGUUCAAAGCUAUUGCAGAGGGUCACAGUCGUGCCUUAAGGCUUCCACAGUUACAAGUUUUGUUAAAGCAUUACUUCUGGGGGAUUCAUUAUGAGGAAUCGCACAAGACACCCACCACGACGAGAAAGAGGCCAACUCUUAGGUCUCAACAGAUGCUUCUGUUCAAGCUCAUAUACUAUAUGCAGGAACGCCAUCGUCCGAAGACUUGGAUAGAAAUGCUCAAUGUUAACCGAGAUAGUGGGCCACGACUCUUGAAAUAUGACCUUGAACCGCGCCCAAAGCCACUCAGUAGGUGGUACAAUACUGCGCCGGAUGUGAGCACACAUAUCAUGAAUGCGUAUAUACGCCCCAUGGACGCGCCGCCAGACAUGCCCGACUACCUUGUUCAACAGUAUAUGUACUCAGCUGACAGCUUGUUCACACCACCUCCACCUCCCCCACCUCCGGCGCCAACACUCGAAGUCCAGAAAGACGAAUUUCUUCGUAUCAAUCUGCUACAACACAUGAACCCAGGAGUCGAAUUCACACCAGCCUAUUCCCUGACCGAUCCCCCAGGAACGAAGCUACCAGGCCCUGCACCAGGCGAAAAACGGGGUGCAGAUGAAGAUAAGGAACCUCGUAGCAAGCGUCCGAGACAAAUUUCUCCCGGUGCCCCUGCUUACCGAGGUCGCCCUCGUUCUCCCACCCCACCAUUUCAAGAACCUGUCUUUGCUGCUGAAGACAUCACAACUUUCACCUGGAUGCCUAGUCUGGCACCUUCAUCUAAAGUGGCCCCCAUUGGGAAGCACCAACUGAGCCCCAUUGUCCCAAAACCCUCACGCCCGGUCAACACGCGAAAAAUUACAGACGCCAUAGAACGAGCUGUGAUGCAGAUUGUGUAUGCUGAUUUGGACCGCGAUCCCAGUAUUCCGUCUAUGGACAAACCUGUUCGUCUCGGGACCGCCCAGUCCUACAACGAUCUGCUCUCAAUGAAACUUGGAUCAUUCCCCACCACGGCGACUGUAAGAUUAUCGCCCUUGACUUUUGAUUGGGAUCCAAAUGGCACUACGUUCCCAGUGCGGGGCCGUGGCCCUAUCUGGAAUGCAAUGUCUUGUGCCACGGAUGCCGUUAUUGUAGCGGCAAUGCUACUCGAUGCCGGUUGUACCAAGAUAGAUCGCGCACACAAUCGGGCAGCUGAGUUCACAACUCUCGAAAAAGCAUUCAUUGAAGUGACCAUGGCGAGCUGGGAGACUUUCGAUGAUAAGACCUCUAUAUUUGUGCGUGACGAGUGGCUCCAGAUGUUUAUCGAUAGCUCAAGCGGCUUGAAGAUGGGAGAACCAAUUCCUCCUUGGGCAGUAUGGUCAGUGGCCACAAAAAGCUUCGCUCAGUUUCGCUAUCACCACGUUGAGCGAGUGACCCCUUGCCAAUGUCAGUUCGGCACUCCGUUCUAUAAUUCCCAUCAAGGGUCCUGCAUUUUGCCGGGCUAUCUGGCAGGUGAUGAAAACGGAGUAGAUCUACAUGUGCUGAUCGAGCGAUGUUUCUACUCACGCAAGUCUUUCAAAUGCGAUAAGUGUGGUGAUCCGAUGGGAGUCAUUGGGGAACGAAAGAUUGGUCAACUCCCGCUGCGUCUGGUGAUAACUUCUGAUAUCAAGACGCGAAUUCGAAAUCAUACGGAGAAUCUCAAGUUCAAUUAUAUAGACUAUGAGGACAAGCAACAGGUUGCACACUAUCGUUGGCUUGGAGGUAUCUAUAACAAUGAAUCUCAUGCUCGUUUAUUCUGGACAGAUACAAAACGAGGCGAGAAAGACGAUGGAAAUAUCAUGAUGUACGACAGCCAAAUCAAUUCCGGGGUUAUGAUCGGGGGAAUCCCAGCAUUUCAACCGGAAGAGAAAGUGCCCCCCGAAUGGUUCCACCGUAACGCUAUUCCUCUCCUUUUCUAUGAGCGCAUCAUGAAUCCUACCACCGAGCUUUUAACAAAGGCCAACAACGCGAUGCUUGAGCUGGGCAAUUGCGUGCUCGAGAACAAGAAUGUUCUCGAACAACACAUUCCCUGGAAGCGAUCAGAUCCUCCACGACAGCCGGAUCCAUGGCCUCGUAUACUUUCACACAACGGCGAACGCUUCAGUAACUUUAACCCCAGCUGGGCAAGAUCGGACUCACCCCCCAAACCAGCCGCUACACAGCCUGCCGUACCCUCUGUGCUCCAAGAUUACAUUGACCCGGCGAUUAUGGAUCCAUUAGUUAUUGAUCCAUCACUCCUUGAUCCAUCUCUUUUCUCCACCACCACACCUCCGGAAUUCGACUUGUCCUCAAUGCUAAUCUCGUCAGGGUCUGGGGACCCAUCGAACACUAAUAAAGAUGCACCCGAGGAGUACAACCAGAACCAUAUAUUUCAGUCAAUGCUGGAGAGCCCGUACUGGCUUGGUCAGCAUCCUGAGAUGUGGCCUUCAGGUUUACCUAGUGAGGAAGGGGCGUUGGAUUUCCCCGAGCUGCCCAUGUCGCCUCAAUCGCCCCAGCUGGGAAAUUCCAGGGGCACUGAAUGGUCAGAUGCUACCAUGCUAGAUGUAGAGGAGACCAUGUCUGGGCUUCGAGGUCGACAUUUUGACAGUACGCACGGUAACAAACUCAGGAGAUCCGCGAUGCAGAAUUAUGCUAUGGCAAAGCAGAUCCUAGGUCCAACGCAAAAGCAGGCCCUACAACAAAAAAAGACAUAUGAAUACAGCUCGAGGAAGAGAUAUAGUGAUGCAGAUUCGGAAGAGUCGCGAGAGGGAAACGAGGAAGUCGACCGAAAGCGAAUAGAGAGGCAAAAGCAACGGGACCAUGACCGAAAGGAGAAAGAAGAGCAGAAAAGACAAGAACUUGAGCGAAAGAGGAAAGAGGAGCGGGAAAGACAAAAGGGGCUCGAGCUCAAGAGACACAGGGAACAGGAAAAGCAAGAUAAAAGUGAAGAACUACUCGAAAAAGACCCUAAAUGGGCGAAAGAGAAAUACUACAAAGAGCAAAGACCACGGGAAGAACAGAAUAACCAGGAAGGGCCGAAUUCGAGGAUAUCACGAAGAGCCGGGUUGAGAAAUUCGAGGAAGAAAGAUAAUGAUCCAACAUGGAAGCCUGGUGAUAGCGACACAGAUGAAGUUGACGAAGUUGAUUAA
Penicillium coprophilum is the source of this 3282-nucleotide messenger RNA. RefSeq lists its product as uncharacterized. Lineage: Eukaryota; Fungi; Ascomycota; Eurotiomycetes; Eurotiales; Aspergillaceae. Bases 1 to 3282 code for a protein of 1093 amino acids. The transcript has a single exon. The record is from RefSeq and is a predicted model, not a curated record.